UGGAAGGUACGACACUGUCGCCUGUAAUAAAGUGCCACUCUGGGCCCCCGCUACGCUCCGCCACUGGAUGAGAUACGUCAAAAGUACACGAGCGAUUUGUUUCAUUAAAAUAAUUUGGACAUUAUUUACGUCUGCAAUGAAUAUUUCUACAUUUGCUAUUUUUAUUCCAAUGAUCACGUGACCAGCACCGAAACGGAAAAUCGACCCAACCUCUUGAAUGCGUCCAAAACUGUCCACGAUCACGUGUACUCUAUUGCUGUUCUAUUCUAUUAUAAAUCACAUUAUAACAUAACCUAACAUUAUAUUUCACGUUUUCCAUCCUCAUCAUAAAUAAAACACCUUAUUUAUGCAUCUUUAUUAUUUGUAAAGAUGGGUAAAAAAACGAAGAUUGGUAAAAAUCGCAAAGAUAAAUUUUAUCACUUGGCGAAGGAAACAGGAUUUCGAUCUCGUGCUGCCUUUAAAUUAAUUCAAUUGAACAGGAAAUUUGGUUUUUUACAAAAAUCCAGAGUAUGCGUCGAUUUGUGUGCGGCACCCGGAGGAUGGAUGCAAGUGGCGCAGCAAAACAUGCCAGUUUCGAGUAUAAUUAUCGGCGUGGACUUGUACCCGAUUAAACCCGUUCCUGGUUGCAUAAGUCUCAUUGAGGACAUAACGACGGAAAAAUGUAGACUGAAUUUAGCAAAAGAAUUACAAAAUUGGAAGGCAGAUAUUGUUCUAAACGAUGGUUCUCCAAACUUGGGCAAAAAUUGGUUACACGACGCUUACCAACAGUCUUGUCUCACUUUAAGUGCGGUCAAAUUGGCGACACAAUUUCUGCGGCCUGGAGGAUGGUUCGUCACCAAAUUGUUUAGAUCGAAAGAUUACAAUUCGAUAAUGUGGGUUUUUAAGCAGUUAUUUAAGAGGGUCCGAGCGACAAAACCACAAGCGUCACGUCUAGAGUCGGCCGAAAUAUUCGUCGUAUGCGAAUAUUAUCUCGCUCCCGAUAAAAUUGAUUCUCGUUUCUUUGAUAUUAAACAUGUCUUUGAGGAACUCGAAAAUGAAACUAAACGGGAAUUGAACGUUUUCCAUCCGGAAAAAAAGAAAAAGGUGCGUGCCGAGGGAUAUCCUGCAAAUGACUAUACCCUGUACCACAAAGUGUCUGUUCGAGAUUUUAUCUUAAAUCCAAACGGGUUAGAAGUGUUGCAAACUAUGACUGAGAUCGUCGUAGAUGACAAAGAGAUUGCAAACCAUGAGAAAACUACAAAUGAGAUCGUCGAGUGCUGCAAAGAUAUUAAAGUACUAGGACGUAAAGACUUGAAACGUUUGUUGACUUGGUGGAAAGAACUUCACGAGGAGUUUACUAAAGUAAAAAAUGAGGAUGAAGUAAAACCUUUAAUAAAAGACGAAUCGCAUGAAGUUGACGAACUGGACGAAAUUGAUAGACAGCUCGCAGACAUACAGUGUGAAGAACGGAAAGAACUCAAACGUAAAAGAAAGAAGGUUUUGAAAGAACGUCAAAAAUUAAAUGAACGUUUAAAUUUAAAAAUGGUCCAUAAAGGCGAUGACGGGCCAGUUUUAGAAGGGGACGAUACCUUUUCGUUAAAGCAAAUAACAAGCGAUCAACAAAUGUCGACCAUUGUUGAUCAAAAUCCUGAUAUUAUCAUUGAGGCAGAUCAGGAAGUUGAUAAACCCUUAAAGAGAUAUACAAAAUAUACAAAGGAUCAGGGUCACCUUUCCAGUAAAACAUUUAAUUAUACAGAGUCCGAGUCUGAAUUAGAGAUGGAGUCGGACGAGGAAUACGAAGACGAUAACAACGUAGAUGGAUUAGGUUUAGAGCAGUCGGAUGAGGACGAUCAAUCUAAUGACGAAAUUGAAGAUGAUGAAGCGCAUCCACUAAUAACCGACUUAGAUGAAAAUACAAAAGAAGUAAAACGCGCACAGAAAGCUCAAUUGUGGUUUAAAAGAGAUGUGUUUAAAGAUCUUAUUAACGACGAAGAGGAAGAUGCCGAUUUGGAUCUGAUGGUUAAAAGAUUUAAAAAGGAAGGGGUAGCAGUUGUAGGUGAAACUGAUGAAGACCACACAAAGAAAAAUAUUAAAGUAGAUACUGCAUAUGACAGUGAUGAUACUUCCGAUAGUUCCAGUGACUACGAUGUCGAAAAAGAAAUGGAGCAAAGUGAGAAGAAAAAUGUGCAUAAUGGUACUUCGCAUUCAGUGAAGCAAAAAUUAUCUGAAGAGGAGCUAGCCCUUGGUACAAUGAUGAUUAAUAGUGCAAAAACCAAAAGGGAUCUUACUGAUGCCGCAUGGAAUCGCUAUACCUUUAAUGAUAAAAAUUUACCCGACUGGUUUGUGGAAGAUGAAAAACGACACAUGCAGAGACCCUUGCCAGUACCUAAGGAGUUGGUAGACGAAUACAAGAAUAAGUUGCAAGAAAUCAAUACUAGGCCAAUUAAGAAGGUUAUUGAAGCAAAGGCUCGAAAGAAGAAGCGUGCGCUUAAAAAAAUGGAAAGGGCUAAGAAGAAAAUGGAAGUUCUCAUGGAAAACGCAGACAUUGGUGACAAAGAGAAAGCGAGACAAUUGGCUCAGUUAUAUAAAAAGGCGAAGAGUACACCAAAGAAGGAAGUAAAAUACGUAGUUUCGAAGAAAUACAUGGCCGCAAAGAAACCAAGAAGACCUGCCGGUAUUAAAGGUCCCUACAAAAUUGUCGACCCUCGUAUGAAGAAAGACACAAGGGGUAUAAUGCGAAAGAAAAGCAAAGAAAAAAAAGGACCUAAAGGAAAGGGAAACAAACCGAGAGGGAAAGGUAAAUAAAAAUUAAUUAUUCUGACUGUAAUGCAAAAAAUAAAUUUAUUAUUUUUGGUUA
Molecule: messenger RNA, 2836 nt
Organism: Photinus pyralis (common eastern firefly)
Lineage: Eukaryota; Metazoa; Arthropoda; Insecta; Coleoptera; Lampyridae
Product: pre-rRNA 2'-O-ribose RNA methyltransferase FTSJ3
Exons: 7
Coding region: 370-2784 (804 amino acids)
Biological process (GO): maturation of LSU-rRNA from tricistronic rRNA transcript (SSU-rRNA, 5.8S rRNA, LSU-rRNA); maturation of 5.8S rRNA from tricistronic rRNA transcript (SSU-rRNA, 5.8S rRNA, LSU-rRNA); rRNA methylation
Cellular component (GO): preribosome, large subunit precursor; nucleolus; nucleus
Molecular function (GO): rRNA (uridine-2'-O-ribose)-methyltransferase activity; rRNA (guanine) methyltransferase activity
Source: RefSeq, a predicted model, not a curated record